Messenger RNA from Dromaius novaehollandiae (emu), 6244 nucleotides. RefSeq lists its product as uncharacterized. The transcript is spliced from 2 exons. NCBI's taxonomy places the organism in Eukaryota, Metazoa, Chordata, Aves, Casuariiformes, Dromaiidae. The record is from RefSeq and is a predicted model, not a curated record. The coding region runs from base 96 to 1055 and encodes 319 amino acids.
GGCGCGCCGCCCGCUCGGCCCCUUUCAUUGGCGGCCGCAACUCCCUCGGAGCCCCCGCCGGCCAAUCCGCGCCGCGCCGCAAACUUUCUCGGCCAAUGGCGCGCGGCCGGGGCGGGGCCGGGGCGUGCCGGCUGGCCGGGCGCACGUGUGCGCGGGUGCGGAGGGGCGCGGAGCCCCCGGCCUUGCGCAGCCCCCGCGCCCGGCACCCCGCUGCUUCACGGCGAGGGCUGCGGAACAGAAGGGAAAAAGGAAAGAGGAAAGAAAGAAAAAGGGAAAGAAGAAGAAAAAAGGAAAAAGGGAAAGAAAAAGGGAAAGAAAAAAGAAAGAAAAAGGGAAAGAAAAAGAAAGAAAAAGGGAAAGAAAAAGAAAAAAGAAAAGGAAAGAAAAAGGGAAAGAAAAAGAAAAAAGAAAAGGAAAGAAAAAGGGAAAGAAAAAGAAAAAGGGAAAGAAAAAAGAAAGAAAAAGGGAAAGAAAAAGAAAGAAAAAGGGAAAGAAAAAGAAAAAGGAAAGAAAAAGGGAAAGAAAAAGAAAGAAAAAGGGAAAGAAAAAGAAAAAGGAAAGAAAAAGGGAAAGAGAGAAAAAAGAAAAAGGGAAAGAGAAAGAAAAAAGAAAAGGAAAGAAAAAGGGAAAGAAAAAGAAAAAAGAAAAGGAAAGAAAAAGGGAAAGAAAAAAGAAAAGAAAAAGGGAAAGAGAAAAGAAAGAGAAAGGGAAAGAGAAAAAACAAAAAGGGAAAGAAAAAGAGAAAGAAAAAGGGAAAGAGAAAGAAAAAAAGAAAAAGGGAAAGAAAAAAGAGAAAGAGAAAGGGAAAGAGAAAGAAAAAAGAAAAAGGGAAAGAAAAAGGAGAAAGAAAAAGGGAAACAAAAAGAAAAAAGAAAAGUAAAGAAAAAGAGGAAGAAAAAGGGAAACAAAAAAACAAAAGGGAAAGAAAAAAGAGUGCCCCAAGGAUACCUUUAGCCCCUUCCCCAGCCCGAGUCCGGGGCCGCUCCCCCCCGCGCCCCUCCUGCGAUGGCAGAGGAAAGGCCGCAGCCGCCCAGGCCCUGUCUGAGGCGGACUGACGUCCCCCCGAGCCCUGCCGGCGCUGCUCUGUACGAAGUGCCUGUUAAAUGUGAAAGAACAGUCUUUUACCUCUCGGUUUUCUCCGUGUGAAGCAGCAGGGUCUCCUCCAGCGCUCCCAGCAAACCACGCUGCCUGCGCCUGCCCCGCGCCUGCGCCUGCCCCGCGCGGAGGUCCGAACACAGGGCCCCUUUGUGCGGGGAAAGCGAGAGGCUCCUGGCGCGGGUGCGCUCGGCGCUGCCCCGGCCCCCCUUCCUCUCUCCCCCGGUGUUCCCGCUUCCCAGCCCUGAGCCCGGGAACGGGGGAAGCCGGCGCUGGAACAACCCAGCCCCGGGGCCGGCUGCCUGCUUACGGCCUGCGACGAAGGCCGACCCGGCGGCACCGCGCACAGAAGCCCAGCUCCACGCCGAACUGCCUCUCUGCAGCCUAACUACAACCUCCUAAGCACUCGUGUGUUACGUCCUCACAUAGCCGGGUACUUUUUCGCGAUUUCUUGCCUGCAUUCCUGCACAAAAUGGACGCAGACGCACUGCACUCUCUUCUACCUGCGCUUUGUUUAAGAGCGCGUCGUGGCUAGUGAUGGCCCUUCUGCCGCCCUGCCCCUGCCUGCGCCCCGGCCGGGUUUGCUGGCGCUCGCGGUGCGCCCUGCCCCAGCACCUGGGCACGCGUUGCAGAAACAACUGAACACGAUUCUUUUUGCAAAAAAGGAAACGGUGAGCCGAGGCAGAGCUGGUGCCUCACGGGGAGGAGGCUGGAAAGAGACGGCCGCACCGGCACUCCCGGCCUCCGGCUCCGCGCUGGCCGGCUGCGGCGGAGGUGAGGGUGUUCUGCGGUUCCCACCACUCGGCCUGCUGCCCCGCCUGCGCGGAGAAACCCCGCCGGGGACAGGGAAACCGGCACGGCGUCUCCCAGCACAGCCUCCUGCCCCAGGUCUCAGCGGGUGCCUCGGCGUGCUCAAUGGCUGUGAUGAUGAUGAUGAUGAAGUAUCUUUUUACAGACUGAGCAAUGCUCGGGCUUUCUCUGCAGCCCCUCUCCGUUUCCAACAACGUCGGCAAGAACGAGGGGCACUGGGUACCGCACAGGGUAUGGCCCUUGGACGGUGCUUUUGUUGAGUUCAACAGAAACAAUCCAGGUGAUAGAGCUGCAUAGGUAACACUGGCCUAACGCAGAAAAUGGGCUGAAGGCAUUUUGGGGCUGGAUAACCGAUGAAUGAAAGCAAUUGAUUAUGUACCCCGAUAGGCACAGUGAGUUUCUAAAUUUUUAGAGGAGAUAUUUGAGUAUAUUUAAAUAGAAGAGAGAUCUUCAAAAUAAUCUGGGUUAAAAUGCUGGUUAAAAAGCAAACAAGGAACCACGCUAAACGCUGGUGAGGAAUUCGGGAGAGAGAAAAUCCCUCUGGGAGAGGGUUUUAACCUGACCUUGCAGAGGCAUUUUGAGACUGAGCAUAGGGAAUAGCACAGGGAUAUUGUUUUUCAAACUCAUGUCAUGGAGGGUGGGCAUUUGGCAGCCAGAGAAAGCAUUUGAAAUGGCAAUGCGAUGACAUUAUCUCAUUUUCCUGAUACACAUAUGCACGUGGAAAAUAGGAGAGAGCUUACGAAGGGAGUUUUCAAACCUGCAGGGCACGGAGGUACGCAGUGAGGGGGGUCUGCGAGCAUUUCCCCUGCCACACACCUUGCGGGUACCCGGCCACGUGCACCCAACAGUGGCUCUGACCAAGGUGCCGCCUCCUUUCAUGUGGUUUCACCCCAAAUCAAGGGACUUCACACCGCUAACAGGCUCCAUCUGCUUCAGAACACAGCCUCUGCCUAACAUAUCCCGUAGCAUCAAGAGCCAAGGAGGGGAAAGCUGCCGCUUUCGUGGCUUCCCCAGACGUUGUGCAGGAUGAGAUGCCGCCAGUCAGGGCUCGUCCCUGCCAGGGACGGCGGCGGUGCCUCGGCCCGCUGGGCCCGUCGCCCCCGCAGCCUUCGCGUUCGGGGGCAGCUGCUUAGGUGCCUGUUCGACCUCACACUGGCUCACAUCAGAGAGACGUAUUUCAUACGAGCAUGGAGAGAAAGUGCUUUGUUUACUGAUGGCAAAUGCAUGUUGCAGGGAUACUUUGCAGUUGCUUUCUUCACACAGAAGGGCUAGUUUUAUUUUUGGUUUUCAUUUUUAGUUUUAAAUAGCAGUUGUGAAGAUGCGCGCACAGCACGCCAAGGCGGAUGAAGAGACUUCCCCAGCGUAACAAACGCUAUUCGUCAGCGUGUAAACAAUGGUUUGCACAACGUGCAAUUAGGCUGCUUAAUUUCUUAUUAUUCAAAGAUGACAAAACCAAGAUUUGAGUAAGAUUCAAAAAUAUUCUAGAUGCUUGUAUCUACAACAAAAACAUCUGAAAUUGUUAUAAUUAAUGAUAACACACAGCAGUUAUGGCAACCUGCAACUAUUUGUAGUCAGAAUGAGACACACUAUCACGGGCAGAGUAUUUCCAACCCCCUACCAAGAACACCUUCCGAAGCACCUGAGAGUGGCUGCUGUCGGAGCUGGGAAACUGGCCCAAGCUGGAUUUUAAAUAUUUUCAUUUCUGGGUUCUAGCUGACUCAGUCUGUCAUCAGGAGUGAACAGUCACAAGUGUCUUUGAGGAUGGGAUUUGCUUUUAGCGUCACAGCAGAUUGCUAAGCAGAGAUAAAUGCAGGAAGAGAAGCACUUCCCAUCAGAGACGAAGGAAAGUUAGAGCCUGCAUGGAGGAAGGCUUGAAUGCACAAACUGUGUCACGGGAAGGAUUCCAGAGUAAGUUAUCACCGACGGCCUCUGAAUAAUGAGUCUGUGCUAUACUUAGUUCCUUGCUAGGAAGAGACAGAAUCAUCCUAUGACUAAACACAGCUAAAUCUCUGUAGUAGUCGUUCUCCGUAAAUUGAUGACAAAUUGACAAAGGGGGAAAGAUGCUCAGUUAUCAGAAAUGGAGCAGCAAGAGAUUUCAGGCUUCCUGUUGACUCACUGGCAGUUUUUAGCAGGACAAAACUAUCCCCGCAGAGGUGUCCUCGGACUAUUGCUUCCUGAAGCGCAUGCAGAGGUCAGCCGAGCUACAAAGACACGGGCUUGUACCCCAGACAAAAAAUAGUUGCUAGCUGAUAUAAUGGCAGUAAGAAGUUGAAAUUAGUAAUCAUUUCUCAACCAGAGUUCCUUUCUUUUUCUGACAAGAUGCUGAAGAUUAAGCUAGACUUCCCGACUCCUUUAAGUUCUUUUUUAUUGGUUUGUCAGGGUCAGGAGUUUACUAGAACCACUGAGGACAGAGGAGGAUAAAACAUAUUAGGUCAUCUGUGGAGAGCCGUCUUUCCUAGUGCAUCAUUCCCUGUGAUUUAAAACGUCUUUAGCAAUACACAUUUCUCAGGUCAGAUCUGUACUUUCUAAGAUAGAUUUUGCAGGGUCCAACUCAGUUGAGUUUGCAGCUUUAUUCAUUAUUUAUAUUCCUGCCACUUACAUUGUUUCAGCCUUGACUUUGAGGAAGACAGCAAGCAAUGUGAGCGCGGCAGCUGCAGCUUUCUGGCCCUUCCGACUUUUGAAUCUGGAGAAUUGAGAUUGUCCUCCCUGCACCUCACCGAAUCCCGAAAGCAUUCAGCUGAGACUCACCUUGGCAGAGGGGUAACAAUUUGCAAGCCUGGCCCUGCGUGGCUUGUGCAUCAAGGUUGCUUCCUUGAGUUGGCAAGCACAGCUAAAAAACAAAAUCUUGUUGCAGCAGAGAUCCACCAAAAGAUGGGAAGACAGGAGUGAAAAAAGAGAAGAGGCCUUCAGGUGGUGAAGGCUCUCUGCUAUCGGAAUUGACAGAAUUCCUCUGUCGUUACGCCUGGCACAUGAUCUGCCAGACUGGGUGGACUGGACUGUGGCUUCCAUCUCCCCUCCUCCCCCCGGGUGUCAGCACACACUGCCUGCGGGUGACAAGGGACACGUGGCAUACGCCUGUUUGAUGACCCACGCAGUGUCUGGUCCUGGCGCUAGGAAUCCAGGUAUGCUCAAUACACUUCUGAGUGUCGGGCGUUGCAUCGGGACUGCCUUUGUAACGGGCACAAACUCCCGCGCUCUUGCCUGUGCUUCUCUGCUGCAGGUCUUGCCAGCCAGCACACGAGUCCUCCUUAACCAGCAGCAGCCUGGCUAGUCCUGCUUAAAGUGCUGCCCAGUUUUUUACUGCAGCUUUAACAACACACAGUGUACAUCAGCCAGAAGGACUGAAGGGAGGCUGGAGGGCUUAAGAGACCAAACCUGCAGAGAGAAGGUUAGAGAGGCUGGAAGCCCUUGUGGAGGAGAGAGGCAGCACCGGGAAGGAGCAGAAAGAUGUUUCUUCAGAUUUUGUGAAUUUCUCCAGGAAUCCCACAUGAAGGAAAGGGCCAGAUUUCUACCCGGAAUUUAUGCUGAAUUGUUUUGUUGUGAAGAAAUAAAAUGCAUCCCUGAAGAAAAAGGAAUGAAUCCUGGAGCUGCAGAAAAUGAAUUUUCAUAUGCUAACCAGAGGAUUGAUGCCACCGGCCUGAAAGAGCUAAUAUGAUCCUCGCAUUGCAAUCAAUACUGCUGCUGGCCCACGGGGCGAGUUCACGCUGAUACCGCUAAUUUAAAAGAGCUCCAUUGGUCUUGCUCCUUGACUGAUACAAGCGAAAAUCUGGCACAGAGACAACAGAAAUGGACAACGACUAUAAAUAUUCAUGAUGCCAUGAAUUAGUUCAAGUUGCAGACAACGCGUUGUAAUGGGUUGGUGUGGACUGCUGCGUGUUUGGUGAUACGAGUCUGUGUAUGGCUUGUGACGUCUUUUGUCUCUUUGAGGAUAGUUUGUGAGCUGCAAAUCAAGAAGAUAACACUAUGCUUAAAGGGAUUUCUUCAAACUAUGCUACAUCAUCUAGUCAAGAAAUUUGUUAUUACAUUCUUGGCUAGUUCUCAAUUUUUCUCUUUUGUACAAACAUAAAGGGCUAAGUGGAGUAGAACACACUGCUCCACAGCUGCUUUUGAUUAAGUUUUUGCCCCUAUUCCAUGAACAUAGUGAUAAAAAUAUAGAUUUGGUUGAAAUCUUUUUAAAGAAAUUUUAAUCCCUUGGACUCUUAAUCAGAGCAAAGCAAUCAAAGGAAAAUAAGACUGAAGAGUAACUAGAAGAAAGUAAUCAAGAAGGCAGACAAAUGACAAUUAAAACCAGGCAGCUCCUUUUCUGUUGAUUAACAAAUAAAACAAGCCAAUUCCUGUA